Messenger RNA from Cyanidioschyzon merolae strain 10D, 795 nucleotides. RefSeq names its product probable constituent of 66S pre-ribosomal particles Nsa2p. Bases 1 to 795 code for a protein of 264 amino acids. The transcript has a single exon. Lineage: Eukaryota; Rhodophyta; Bangiophyceae; Cyanidiales; Cyanidiaceae. The record is from RefSeq and is a predicted model, not a curated record. Gene Ontology annotation, biological process: maturation of 5.8S rRNA; maturation of LSU-rRNA. Gene Ontology annotation, cellular component: preribosome, large subunit precursor; nucleolus.
AUGCCACAGGGAGACUAUAUAGAAGAGUUUCGGAGACGUUUUGGUGAGCGGCCCGAUCAACGCGAAAAGGAGCGGAAACGCCGCGCCCGGGAACCGCACAAAGUUGCUGUCAGAUCUAAGGAGUUAAGGGGAUUGAAGGCAAAGAUUUUCCAUCGUGAGCGUUUCAAAGAAAAGAUACGUCUACGAAAAGAGGAACGGGCCCUCAAACUCAAAGAUGCAGUAGCGAAGAAGAACGACACAGGAGAAGAUCGACUCAAGAACGCGAUUCCCGCGUACCUGCUCGAUCGUGAAGAUUCCGUUCGAGCUAAGGCUCUCACGAACACAAUAAAACAAAAGAGAAAGGAGAAAGGUGGAAAGUGGGAUGUACCUCUGCCGAAGGUGCGACCACUUCCAGAUGACGAGGUCUUCCGGGUCAUAAAGACAGGAAAAAAGGCAAAGCAGAAGGAAUGGAAGCGUAUGGUGACCAAAGUGACCUUUGUUGGCGAUGGGUUCACGAGACGACCACCGAAAUACGAACGUUUCAUCCGACCAAUGGCUCUCCGUAUGCGCAGGGCCAACGUUACUCAUCCCGAACUCAAUGUAACUUUUUCUCUAGAGAUUCUUGGGGUCAAGAAAAACCCCAGCAGUCCGCUUUACAGCCAGCUGGGGGUCAUUACUCGUGGCACCAUUAUAGAGGUGAAUGUGAGUGAACUAGGACUUGUUACAACUUCUGGGAGAGUUGUUUGGGGAAAGUAUGCCCAGGUGACGAAUCAGCCAGAGCUCGAUGGAACUAUCAACGCGGUAAUGCUUGUGUGA